UCGCCCUUCCCGUGCUUCGUGCUGCGCUGCUGCUUGCUGCUCCUCUGCUCCGAGGCGUCUCGCUUUAAAAUCUCCCAACGCAGCAGCCUCUCUUCUCUUUCGGGAGCAGCAGGCCAUGUGGAGUCUCUGACCUUCGGAUACCUUCCCCUAUCUCUCUCUCCCCCUCCGCCUCUGCUCCCCCGCACCGCGCCCCGCCGCUGCCCGAGCGCGCGAGCCGCCUUGCGGGGGGAAGAGCAGAGAUCCCCAGGAGAUGUCGUCGCGGCCGUCGUCGUCGUCUUCGUCGAGGCGGAGCAGCUCGCCCUUCUCCGCGGGGAAUCGCCGCCCGCCGACAUCCUCCUCGUCGUCCAGCUCGUACAUGGCGGGGCGGCUCAUCCCGCGCUCGUCCCCCUCCUCCGUCUCCUCCCAGUUCUACGGCGGCGGCGGGAGCUCUAGGUCCACCACGCCCGGCCGCCGGGGCCCCGGCGGUUCCGCCCCGGCUCCUCCUCCGGCUCCCGUGCCGUUCCCCAGCGCGGACGAGCUCGUCAUUGAGGACACCUCCCGCUCGGGCGACAGCAUCUCUGUCACCAUCCGCUUCCGGCCGCUCAGCGACCGGGAGAUCCAGCGCGGUGACGAGAUCUCGUGGUAUCCUGACGGGGACCGGCUUGUGCGGUGCGACUUCGUCCAGCCAGCGGCUUAUGCUUAUGAUAGAGUUUUUGGACCUUCAACAGCUACUGAGGCUGUCUAUGAUGUUGCUGCCCGGCCUGUUGUUAAAGGUGCUAUGGAGGGCAUAAAUGGUACGGUUUUUGCUUAUGGUGUCACAAGCAGUGGGAAGACCCACACAAUGCAUGGUGAUCAGAAUUGUCCUGGAAUAAUCCCAUUAGCCAUCAAGGAUGUCUUCAGCUUAAUACAAGAUACCCCUGGAAGGGAAUUUUUGCUCCGUGUGUCAUAUCUGGAAAUCUAUAAUGAGGUGAUAAAUGAUCUGCUUGAUCCUACUGGCCAAAAUCUGCGCGUGAGGGAGGAUGCACAGGGAACUUAUGUAGAAGGAAUAAAAGAAGAAGUUGUGCUGUCUCCAGGACAUGCUCUUUCUUUUAUAGCUGCUGGUGAAGAGCAUCGGCAUGUUGGUUCCAACAACUUCAACUUAUUUAGCAGCCGAAGUCAUACGAUUUUCACUAUGAUGAUCGAAAGCAGCGAUCGUGGUGAUGAGUAUGACGGAGCCAUGUAUUCGCAACUUAAUUUGAUCGAUCUAGCUGGCUCAGAGAGCUCUAAGACAGAGACUACAGGGUUAAGAAGAAGGGAAGGAUCAUACAUCAACAAGAGUCUUUUAACUCUUGGAACAGUUAUUGGGAAGCUCAGUGAAGGGAGAGCAACACAUAUCCCCUAUCGUGAUUCUAAGUUGACUCGUCUGCUGCAAUCGUCAUUGAGUGGCCAUGGCCAUGUGUCACUAAUUUGCACAAUUACCCCAGCAUCGAGUAACAUGGAAGAAACCCACAAUACAUUGAAAUUUGCAAGCCGAGCAAAACGUGUUGAAAUAUAUGCCUCUCGUAACCGGUUAGUUGAUGAGAAGUCUUUGAUCAAGAAGUAUCAGAAAGAAAUAUCAACACUAAAGCAAGAGCUUGACCAGUUUAGGAGAGGAAUGAUUGGGGGUGCUAGUCAGGAAGAAAUCAUGAUUUUGCGGCAACAGUUGGAGGAGGGUCAGGUAAAAAUGCAAUCUCGCCUGGAGGAGGAAGAGGACGCAAAAGCUGCUCUUAUGAGCAGAAUACAACGGUUGACUAAGUUAAUACUUGUUUCCACGAAGAGCAAUAUUCCUGCUUUGACAGAUUUGUCUAGUCAUCAGCGCCAAAAUUCUGUUAGCGAGGAAGAUAAGUUAACGACUUCACAGGAUAGUUCUAUGCUAGUGCAAAAUGAUAGUACCGUGAAGGACUCUGUGUCAUUAGCUUUGUCAGAUCCACUGGAUGAGAUCAAUCAGUUAAGGUCAGCUAGUGGAGAUCAUUCUUCAGUAACAGGUUCAGCAACAGAUUCAUCACAGGUGGGAAUCACGGCAUCAGAUCAUAUGGAUCUACUUAUUGAGCAAGUUAAGAUGCUGGCCGGGGAGAUUGCGUUUGGUACCAGUUCUCUGAAAAGACUAAUUGAACAAUCUAUAGAAGAUCCUGAAGGGACAAAGAAUCAAAUAGAAAAUUUAGAGCGUGAAAUCCAGCAAAAGAGGAGGCAUAUGCGAGCCCUGGAACAAAAACUUAUGGAAAGUGGUGAGGCAUCAGUUGCUAAUGCUUCCAUGGUGGAUAUGCAGCAGACUAUUACAAAGCUGACAACUCAAUGCAAUGAGAAGGCUUUUGAGUUAGAGUUAAAGUCAGCUGAUAAUCGGGUCCUUCAGGAGCAAUUACAACAGAAGAGUGUGGAAAUCUGCGAUUUACAAGAAAAAGUACAGCGCCUUGAAGGACAGUUUAUAACCAAAAACAGCCCAUCCCCUGAGCAAUGCACACCACAGGAGAUUGUUGACUUGAAAUCUAAACUUCAGUGCAAGGAAGUAGAAAGCGAGAAGCUUAAAUACGAGCAUCUGGAAAUCAUCGAAGAAAAUCGUGACCUAAUCAAUCAGAAUCAGAAAUUAAGUGAGGAAGCUGCUUAUGCAAAAGAAUUGGCAUGUUCUGCAGCUGUCGAGCUUAAGAAUUUGGCUGAAGAAGUUACAAAGCUAUCUAUACAAAAUGCAAAGCAGGCAAAAGAGUUAUUAAUUGCUCAGGAGAAGGCACAUUCCAGGGUUCCUAUUAGAAAGGGCCGCCCCACAGGUAGGGGCAGGGAUGAGGUUGGGACUUUGAGUCUUGAUUUAGAGGAUAUGAAGAUGGAGCUACUGGCACGAAAACAGAGGGAAACUGCUCUAGAAGCAGCUUUGGCAGAGAAGGAACUUCUUGAAGAGGAGUACAAGAAGAAGUUUGAUGAAGCAAAGAAAAAAGAGCUUUCUUUAGAAAAUGAUCUGGCAGGCAUGUGGGUUCUUGUUGCCAAGUUGAAAAGAGGGGCGUUUAACAUAUCCGAGUUAAAUGUUGAUGAACGGUCUAUCAAUCUAGCUGAUAUAACUAAUGAUACAAAGGAAAAUAAAGGUGACAAGACUGUAGCUCUAGUUGAGAAACAAAUGUCUGAUGAUACUCUGAAGUCAUUGACCGCAGAGGACUAUAGAAGUCCAGAAUUUGAACCUCUUCUUGUUCGUCUCAAGGCUAAAAUUCAAGAGAUGAAGGAAAAGGAAACCGAUCCGUUGAGUGAUAAAGAUGGCAAUUCCCAUGUCUGCAAAGUAUGUUUUGAAUCUGCAACUGCUGCAGUUUUGCUUCCUUGUCGGCAUUUUUGCUUGUGCAAGCCUUGCGCACUUGCAUGUUCCGAAUGCCCUCUGUGUCGCACACGAAUUGUAGACAGGAUUAUUACCUUUACAUAGGUUACAUAUUAGCCUAAGGAAACCUUCGGCGCACCCAACCCCUCCUUGUAAAAUCACCGACCAUAUAUGUUUCUUUUUCUCUGUAACAAAGAAGGUGCCUUUUAUGUUCCUUCUGUGUUGUAUUGCCAUUCUUUUGAUUCUCCUAUAGCUUCACCUUGGCUCCUUGAUGUAUCUAGAGGCUGCAUCCGAUGACUUCUCGGCGAAUGUGUAUAGAUAAGUGACUAGACAUUGUAAAACAUUUUUCUUUCGGAAGUAAAGCAGCGAAGGAUAUGUGAUCUUUAAACUGA
Molecule: messenger RNA, 3678 nt
Organism: Brachypodium distachyon (stiff brome)
Lineage: Eukaryota; Viridiplantae; Streptophyta; Magnoliopsida; Poales; Poaceae
Product: kinesin-like protein KIN-7K, chloroplastic
Exons: 25
Coding region: 251-3391 (1046 amino acids)
Biological process (GO): microtubule-based movement
Molecular function (GO): microtubule binding; ATP binding; microtubule motor activity
Source: RefSeq, a predicted model, not a curated record